AUGGACCUCGUCAACCCUUCAGGCCCUGAUCCUUUUCAGACUCCCUCUCCUGCUCAGCUGAUGCCAUCACCAUCACCACUGGAUCUCACAGCCAGUGACAAUGACGCCUUCCAUCAACAAGUCUUCGAGUCCAUCCUCAGUCCGACACAUCUCACCUCAAUUCAUUCCACCGCCACACCCACUCCUGAAUCGCUCUUCACUCAAGCUCUUUCCCAGCCCUCAUCUCUCUUCGACUUGACGAUGCUCGAUGUGACGACUGAGCCCGUUGCUGUCCCAGACGCGACUACAACGCGUCCUGACACGACGGUGACUGACAAGGAACGAGUCACACCUUCUACCACUGAAAAGAAGACAUCAUCUGCACCCAAGCCUAACAUGACCAAGCGCCACAGUGUCAGUCGUCAGGCACACCAACCGCCACUUGUUACCCACCAACACCAUACCCCACCACCUUUUGUGUCUCCCUUGCUUCAGCAACAACACCACUCCCAUCCUCUUCACCAGCAACAGCUAUUACAGCAGCAGCGACAACAGCAGCACCAGCAACUUUCAGCACACCCCUCAUUCUCACACUCACAUAGCCACCACCAUCACCAUCAUAAGACUGGCUCGCUGGACUUGUCACGAACAGGACUCAAAAACUUCUUCCAACAGCCACAACCACAAACUCAGCAGCAGCCACAACAAAAUGGCAUGGUGGCUCAUGGUCAUCUAACGACAGCAGGACGUAUCAACCUUCCAAUGCAAGGAAUCUCUAGUCUUGCCACUAUUCUCGCCUCUCCAACACAACUUCCUAUCAAGGAGCAGCUCGAGCAAGACCAGCUGCUAAUGGAAGGGCCUUCUCAGGCCUCGCAACUACAGCAACAAGAGUCUUCGUUGGACCAUGAUCAGUUUUUCCCCCUACAGCACCUGUCUCUUCAUUCCAAUGGUAGUGCGACACUUGGUUCCGGUGGACCUCAGCGUACACAGUCUAGUUUGAAGCGCCGCCUAACCAAGGAUAAACUUAGCAAACAUGACCGCGAGGAAGUUUGGCCUUCAGAUGUCGAGACCGUGUUCUAUGAAGCAUUGGAGGUCAUUCCCAAGCUUGGACGCCGCAAAGUCCUUGUCGAUGGCAAACCAUGUGGCCGCAACGAACUCAUUGCCGAUUACAUUUUCAAGCGCACCAAUAAGAUCCGCACUCGCAAGCAAGUCUCUUCUCACAUCCAAGUUCUCAAGAACACACGCAAGAGCGAUACCGCCUUCAUGAAGCUGCUGAUGGAUAGUGGCGAUGGCGAGGACGAUUUGAAUAUCGAUGUCACUGGGACCGGCUACUUUUCAACGUGCGAGAGUCCCGAGGCAUCUCCAACAUCGCCUACAUCACCGAUCGGAUCGAGCCUCUUGGACCAACGACGCAGCUCGAUGACGGCCAUCCCAUCUUUUGGCUUCAAUCGCCAGCCACUUGCUCUGAGUUCGCCAUGUCAGACCCGUCCAAGAAAGCAUCGUCACACCCAAAGCAUGUCGUCCAUCUUUUCCGAGGCCCUGACAAGUCCUUUCAUCUCUCUGCCAAACCGCAACCAAGGCUCGAAUCACUCUGUCUACCAGCAGUGCGGCGGUACCCCGGACUCAGCCGUGUCGCUGUCCAACGAUUUGCAGUGGAAGAACAGCCCGACGGCUUUCACAUCUGGGUCUGGGUCAGAGGAUGGCACAUCUGACACGACCGCGACAGGAGCCGGUGCUUGCAGUACGUUUGGUCGUGAGGAUUCGGGGAUGGGAGAUUUGACGGCUGAGAUCUCGUACGCAUUCUGGCCAAGCGUCUUUGGCCUGUUCACAGAAUACAUCUCGGACAUGACCCCAGCCGUGCCGCAGAUGCAUUCUCUGGCCCGGUCGCGCGAUCUUGGUCAGCAGUCGUUUGGCAGUAUCAACGUCCACCAGCUACCCCAGGAAAAGUUCCCGACCCUGUACGACCUCUACCAAAAGACCAUGUGCACAUUUUUGUUCUUCAAGAUCAAGCUGGAUCUGAACCUGAACCUUAACGGCGUCUUUGGCAACACGUCGCUGUUUGAUUCGACGGAGGGUCGACUGGUGGAAUGCACGACAUCUAUUUAUUCCUUUGGGAGCAAGGUCCUCGAGGCCAAGGAGCUCAAGCAAGCUGCCGUGGUCGACAACAAGUUUGUUUACAACUUUGAGUUUGUCAACCAGUUUUUUGGCGCUUUUCUCAAUGGCAUCCGUGGCCUGACAACCUGGGGCGAGAUUGACAUUGCGCUCACCAACCUCUCGGUCGUCCAGGUCUUUGAGGACAAGGACACCCGAUUCGAAAACCCCGCACCGCUUCUCGUCAUGGCCUUUGACUUUGAGCGCGGGCAAGGCGAUGUCGAGACCUAUUUUAUCGCCGACGGAUCGGACAUGUUAGAGUCACUUGUUUGUUAG
Molecule: messenger RNA, 2406 nt
Organism: Linnemannia hyalina
Lineage: Eukaryota; Fungi; Mortierellomycota; Mortierellomycetes; Mortierellales; Mortierellaceae
Source: the annotation of a GenBank genome assembly